Phytophthora sojae is the source of this 459-nucleotide messenger RNA. RefSeq lists its product as hypothetical. The coding region runs from base 1 to 459 and encodes 152 amino acids. Gene Ontology annotation, molecular function: RNA-DNA hybrid ribonuclease activity; nucleic acid binding. The transcript has a single exon. Lineage: Eukaryota; Oomycota; Peronosporomycetes; Peronosporales; Peronosporaceae. The record is from RefSeq and is a predicted model, not a curated record.
AUGUCAUACGCGGCACCUUCCACAACGAACAACAUUGCAGAGAACAUGGGGCUGCUUAUGGGGUUAAAGGCCUGUCAUCGCCACAAUUGGAGACCACUCCACGUGGUUGGGGAUAGCAAAAUUAUCAUCCAUCAACAGCAGAAGCGGCGACCACCAAAGGCUAAACACCUCACUCAGCUAUACUGGCAAAGUCGGCGGGUUGCGGAUCAACUCUCGGUGAUCAGCUGGCAGCAUCACAUACGCGAUUUCAACAAGAUGGCCGAUGCGCUCGCCAACCUGGCGAUGAAUACACGGCGUAGCAUGCAAUGUAAACCCACUCGAGACAUCGGCUCCGACUCGAUCUGGGAAGAUCUUCAUGCCUACGCAGCCAGUGCCCCACGUCACUGGCUGGAGCACAUCAGCGAUGAGAACGCUUCGGGUUCGGGGCCUUCACACCUUAACGGUUGGGGGCAGCCCUGA